Messenger RNA from Dromiciops gliroides (monito del monte), 4185 nucleotides. It is a transcript of the gene FAM241A, whose product is annotated as family with sequence similarity 241 member A. The record is from RefSeq and is a predicted model, not a curated record. Gene Ontology annotation, cellular component: intracellular membrane-bounded organelle. The transcript has 2 exons. Bases 130 to 672 code for a protein of 180 amino acids. Lineage: Eukaryota; Metazoa; Chordata; Mammalia; Microbiotheria; Microbiotheriidae.
UCCCGCCCAACGGCUUGUCAACAGUCGCGGGGGUCCGGGAGGUAAGCCUGGGAAGCGGGCGAGGCCGUGCGUGCGUCCCGGAUCCCCUCCCAGCUGGGCGGCCAGCCUUGGCCCCGGGGAGGGGGCGGGAUGUGCUCCGCCGGGGAGCCGCUGCGCGGCGCGGCCGGCGACGGGGAGCCGGACGAGGACGGGGACGGAGCCGACUCUGGGCUGGAGGGGCGGAAGCCGGGGCCGGGGCCGGCGUCCGGGAAGACGGAGGAGCCGGAGGAGCCGGAGGACGGUGGCCAGAGCCUGCUAGCGGGGCAGCAGCAGCAGCUGCAGCCUCCGAGGCGGCGCGGGCGGCCCCGGCAGCAGCAGCCGCCGCCGCAGCAGCAGCCGCAGCAGCAGCGUGGUCCUGGAGGAGCCGGCCAGGAGCAGCCUGAGCAGGACAUAGAAGAAUCACAAGAUCAUAGUGUGGAACCUGUUAUAGAUGACUACAAAAAGAUGGGAACCCUUUUUGGUGAACUAAACAAAAAUCUAAUCAACAUGGGCUUCACAAGGAUGUAUUUCGGAGAACGGAUUGUGGAACCAGUAAUAGUCAUUUUCUUUUGGUUUAUGCUAUGGUUUCUUGGCCUGCAAGCCCUCGGACUAGUUGCUGUUCUUUGCAUUGUCAUUAUUUAUGUACAAGAGUAAAACAUAGCUGACCCAUCUGUGAUUUGAUAUAUGGAAGCCAUGUUGUACAUUGAUGGAUAUUUAAGCGAACGAGAGCUACAGAAAUCUGCUUUGUUACAAAUUAUGUCAGCUAUUUUCUAACUAAAUUUAUAAAUGGAUGCUCUUUGAAAAUAAAGUCAACUCUUCAUUAUUGGGGAUUAAUUUUCAGGCAAUCCAGACCCCUUGUUUUCCUAUAAUGAGUUUUGUCCACUUAUUGAGCACUAAUCAUAAACACUACUACCCAAAAAUGCGACAGAGGUGAUGACAUUUAGAGCUGUCAGUCUUACUCCUUGUAAAUCAUUUAGGGAGAAAGAAGCUAAAGUGACAUUUUACUUGAAGAUUAUUUCCCAGAUAUUUCCCACUUUUAUUUGGGGAAUGUUAGAUUUCACUUAUCCUUGCCAUCCCCAUCCCUGUGAGAGUUGGCUUUAUGUAUGACUAUCUUUCUCUUGUGAUGGAAAUUAAUCAUUCUAGCUCAUUUUCCAAAAAUUAAAAAAAAAGACACAUACUAUUGUUAGAGAAGCUGCCCAAGUGGGAUGAAGCUUCAUUAGGCCUGGAACCAUUUCAGUAUGUCAUUGAAGGUUUUAGAAUUUUGGGUGCUGGUGAGACCUUUGUUAAUCCAGGAGCCACAAGAGCCAGGUAGAUGCUCAGCUGGCUGCAUACCUCUCCUGUGACAUGCCUGAUUAGGCUGUGGUAUUUUCUUCUAUCCAACAAGCUUGAGUUUUUAAUUUUUUAUUUUCCAUGGGACACUUUCAGUAUAUUUUUCACAACUUUUACAAUUUUAUAGUUCUUUUUUUAACUGCUACUUUAAGAUAUAAAUCAAAAUCUGUUUCUUAGCUGGACAGUGGAGUAUUUUUUCCCUAACUUGUUACGAAAUCUGCCUGCAUCUUUUUCUUUAUCUUUCAAAAAGAAAAUAUUAAAUCUUUCACCUUUGAUAUAUAUAUAGGUAGAUAGAUAGAAAAAAUAGAUGUAAAAUAUUAAAGAAAUUGUUAAAUUUGGAGUUUAAUCAUCAGUCUUAUACAUGCAGCAAGACCAAAUCUGUGAAUCCUCUAAAUGGGGAAGCAAAGUAAUUGAAAAUAUCAUAAGAGCAUAUAAUGCUAAAUCAGAAUCCCAGCCAGAGGGUAUUAAAAAUACAGUGUAUUUGUUUAAAUAUUGACUUUUUUAAACUUAUGACUUUUUUAUUUUUACAAAAGGUCUUUGUACUCUAUUGUGUGCUUACAUUGAGUUUGCAAAUAUUUUUAUACUAACAAGCAUACCCAUCAUCUACCUUACUACAAGAGCAAACUAUAUGAAAGGGUAUUUUCAUUUAUGCACAAGUACAGUUUAAAAAAACCAACAGAGAUUAUGGGAAUUUGUAGGAGUAUAAAAUAUUAAUAACUACAUUCUUUUGGAAUGCUGCUGAGAGUUUGAAUUUCUGAAAUGUAACAUGCUUAAUAACAGCUCUGGUCCCACCAGUGCCUAAUGGUGAAUAUAUUUUUCAAAGUCAUUUUUGUUAUAAAUUAUUUAGUAUCCUGUCAGCACUAUACAUUACCCUGUUAUGCUGAUAGGAUGUGUGUGUGUAUCCAGUUAUAUAAAAUAAGCAGGCAUUUUGCUAUCUCCUUUCUCACUUCUGUUACUACUUACCACGGUAUACCAUCAACUACUAUCAAGGGGGGACGGAAAAAAAAGCUAGCUAGUAGUUUAUUUAAUGGAGACAAUAAGAUGAUGCCCUUAGGAGGUGUUGGAAGGCAGAUGAUACUCAUUUCCCUAGGUAAGAGAAAAUCCUAUAACCUUGCCUGUUCAUGAAAUAAAGUGGAUAGGUAUAACAGAUAUUGAGUCACAUCAAUCUCAGAAAUGUAACUAAUUCAAGGAACUAGUGUUAUAUGUGAAUAACAUGUAUAAUAAUUACCAUAUAAUUUACACAUAUUAUUAGCUCAGUUUUUAAAAGGAGAUAGGGAAAGAAGAUAUACAUCUUAUUAAAUGUGGUCAAACAAACUGACCUAGAUGAAUAAAUUUGUUUUAUUUCUAAUAAAAUAUCAGGCAUAAUUGGGCAUUUUGUUUAUAUUUUGUCUUAUUUCUUAAUCACUCAUAAAUAUGGUACUCUUUCUGUUCCCUACUACUAUAAGGGUUCAUAACCUCGAGUCCAUGAAAAAUGCUAUAUUUUGAUAACUGUACUUCAAUAAAUUGGUUUCUUCUAUAAUGCUACGUAUUUUAUUCCAUGCACUUAAAAAUAUUAUUCCCAGAAGCAGCUGAGAGGCUUGACAGGACUUCCAAAGAAGUCCAUGAUACCAAAAAAGGUUAAGAACCUUUAUAUUAUAAGUAUAUCCAUCCUUCGUUUUCAGUGGUGUGGAAUCCAUUUUCUGGUUUUUACUGAUAUCUCUUUAAUAUUGGUGAAGAAUGGCCCAGAGUGUACUCAGAGUCUAACUGUCCAUACCCCUGCAUCAAUUCUAGCAGAUGAAUGAAAUCUCAUGGCCUCCGUGCUGCUUUUGACCCAAGUGCUUGGGUUGGAGAAUGCCAAUCCAGCCUGUACACUAAUUUGUUUCAAACUGAUUAUUCUCUUAAGAAGCUACACAUCCCCAAGGGUCUCUGCCUUUGGGAUAAACCAAGUGUUAAUAGUAUUGUUGGGAAGGUGAUUCUCAACCCAAGCAAUUACAUAGGAAGACUCAUGAAUAAUCACUAUUGUUAUUAAGGACUAAUUAUCCAGUUUGUAGAUUAUCUGCAGUCCUCAGUUCCCACAAGGCUUUAGCCUACUAAAGGCAAGGGAAAAGAUAAAGCUUAAAUGAGGCUAUUUUGUUCUUGUAUUAUAUCCCUAAUAAAAGAUUUACUCUGGAAGAAAGAAACUAAUUCACAAAAUAAGGCUAGGGGUACAUCUCUGGACUUGUAAUUAUAGAAUCCUAGAGCUAGAAGGACCCUUAGGGAACCAUCACUAGAAGUCCAUCUUUCUAUUGGAUGGAUGAAUUCUUGUCUUUAAUAUUCUUGACAAGUGGUCAUCUACCUUCCAUCAUUUAUUGAUGCUUUCUCUGGAACCCAUUAGCUCAAAGUUGUUUUAUACUUUAAAAUUUCAUGGCUCAAAAGAUACAUUUACUGUGCAGAAGGGGAGUGUAUUAGGCCAUAUACUGUCAUUUAGGAGUCUUGUUGACUUUCUAUUGGAAAUAUAUAGUUGUCAUUCAUAUGACCUGGAUCUUCACAAUAUUGCUACCAUAUUGUAGCAUAUUCCAGGGGGAAAUCCACCCUGCAGGUCAUAUCCAGUAUUUCAACACUCUAACACUCAUUUCACAGGGAAUAAUAGUCACAGAUAUUAUUUAAGGGAUACUUUUAAAAUGUUACUUAUUUUACAGUGUAUCCCAGUAUGCUUUCAUCUGCCAAAAACAGUUUUUAAAUAACUCUGAACAGCCAGAAUACUCAUAUCAGGGCUGAUGGUUCUUGUUACAAAACUGCCGUAUUCAUUCUCUACCAGAAUGUCUUGGUUGUUACACAAACUUAUCUACGAAGUUCUUUGUUAUCCUUUCUAAUAAAAAG